UCGUCCUCCAGCUAACCGUCUAGCUCUUUCUUUUGUUGUACUCCGAACUCUACUUAAUCUUCCACCCCAACUCUUUCCACAGAUUUCACACUAUCCUUGGCCCCUCACUUCUGUUUUCAGAGUUUAAGUCUUACGGAGGAAGGAAAAGGAGCUGUUUGAAGAAAACUCAAGAGAAGAAAAAGCAAAAAUAAGAGACUUUUAUCAGAAGGACAAGUGAAGGCAAGGUAUCAAGUGUGUUUACUACAUACCAGUGAAAGAAUAUUGCAGCCAGUUUUCCUGGUUGAUUCAUUAUUUUGUUCAGUGAUAAAAUGAAAAUUCCUAUCUUCAUUAAAGGAUCCACUGAAUCAUCGCAUUAAUUCAACUGUAUUGCAUUCUUGAGGUAGUCUUUCCAGCUUGAUCUCCUGACCUUACAAUGUCUGAAAUCAGAUUUAGCAAUCUCACUUGGGAUCAAGUUAUAAUACUGGAUCAAGUGUUAGAUGAAGUAAUUCCAAUUCAUGGAAGGGGAAAUUUCCCCACAUUGGAGGUAAAACCAAAAGAUAUCAUUCAUGUUGUGAAAGACCAAUUGAUAGAGCAAGGAAUUAUUGUUAAAGAUUCCCGAUUGAAUGGUUCCACAGCAAGUUAUAUACUUGCAAGCCACAGUGGAAUCAGCUAUAAGGAUCUUGAUGUUAUUUUUGGUGUUGAAUUACCAAGUGAUCAGGAAUUUCAAGUUGUUAAGAAUGCAGUUCUAGGUUGUCUACUGGACUUUUUACCAAAAGGUGUGAAAAAGGAAAAGAUCACCCUAAAGACCAUGAAAGAGGCUUAUGUGCAGAAGAUGGUCAAAGUUUGCAAUAUGCAUGAUCGUUGGAGUCUCAUUUCUCUUUCAAACAACACUGGAAAAAAUGUAGAGCUAAAAUUUGUGAAUUCACUCAGACGACAAUUUGAAUUUAGUGUUGAUUCCUUUCAAAUUGUUUUGGAUCCCAUGUUAGAAUUUUACAGUGACAAAAAUGCUAGGCUAACCAAAGAAUGUUAUCCUGUUGUGAUAGCUGAAAGCAUGUAUGGAGACUUCCAAGAAGCAAUGACACAUUUGCAAUACAAGCUUAUAUCUACUAGAAAACCUGAAGAGAUUAGAGGUGGUGGCCUUCUGAAGUACAGCAACUUGCUGGUUCGUGAUUUUAAACCAGCUUGUGAAGCAGAAAUCAAGACACUGGAACGUUACAUGUGUUCUAGAUUCUUCAUUGAUUUUCCUGAUGUAGUAGAACAGCAAAAGAAGAUUGAAUCAUACCUCCGUAACCAUUUCAUAGGUGAAGAAAAUAGCAAAUAUGACUACCUUAUGACCUUGCGUGGAGUUGUGAAUGAAAGCACUGUUUGCCUUAUGGGUCAUGAAAGAAGGCAGACACUCAAUAUGAUCACCCUUAUGGCUUUAAAAGUACUUGGAGAACAGAAUAUUCUACCCAAUACAGACAAUGUAACUUGCUUUUAUCAGCCUGCUCCAUACUUUGCUGCUGAGGGAGGGUAUCCUAAUUAUUAUGUAACAUCUGGACCACCACCGAUUUUUUUCCAACCAUACCAACCACUGCACUUUCAUGUGCCAAAUGGUGUGGUCUAAACACACACACACACACACACACACACACACACACACACCAGAAACUUUGCUUUAAUUAAACACCUCUUAAAAGCAAGUUUCUAAAAUCCAUAAAAUUAAAAUCUAUUUUUUAUAUUUCUUCAGUUAUCAACUAUUUUCCAUUAAUUAUAGCUUAAACCAUCAUAGUAAGUACAAUAUCAUCUAUAAACUGACCACUGUAAAUGAUUUUCAAGUGUUAUUAAUUAGCUAUAAUAACUUUCAAAUGUUGUGGACCACUUAAAAUGAUUUUCAGAUCUUACUAAGUCUUAAGUAAGACUCAAAUUUGUCCUGAAAAAUACAUAACAGAUGCCUGAAUCUUUGAUUAAAAUAUAAGAGACUCAUAUUUUCAAAUUCAAAGGUACAGUAAAGAUAAGUGCCAACAUUUUUUUAUUCAAUCAAUUCCUGUGUUUCAUUCACUUCACCAUUUUUUUUCCGGUGAAUAUUACCAUCACUGAGUUUUCAAUACUUAACAAAAAUGCCUAAUUUCAAAGACAACAGAUUCAGAAGAGAUUAAAACUCUGGACUUUAUAAGCACUUAUUUUGUUUUCCAAUUAAAUUGGGUUAGAUACAAAAUCCUACUGUUAUUUCAAGGAACACUGAAAAAAAUAUUUCUGAAAAAACACUGGACAUUAACAAUUUGUCAACUGUCAAAUAGUGUUGUUGAUCUGAAGAAUAAUACCAUCCAGCUGGUAAAAUCAAUACUGCGAUCAAAAUUAUAUAAGUGUCUUCAUUUUUUCCCCUAAAUAAGUUGAAAAGAAUGAAAAUGACCAACUAUGAAUGUGAACAUUUUUUAUCAUUAUCUUUUAGAGACUCUAAAUGGCAGAUAGCAAAAAAACAGGCAUUUUUUUUUAGCUAUGGAUGGUAUUUAUCAUUUUUAGGACCUAUUUGUCUAAUGUAUUAAUAUAUCUGGAGAUAGUAUCAGUAAGUUAAAAUAUUUUCAUUAUUGUUCAUUGAAGUGCAUUUUUUUCACUUUGCUCUUACUAAAGAUCAGUUUCUAACAUGCUACUCAAGUGCCUCUUUAUGUGAGUUUUUGCAUAAUACUAUAAUUUAUCCAACAAUUGCAUACAUUCAUCAGGUAUCUGACUAUUUGCCUACUACAUCAGGUAUGCUGCUAGCAGAUCUACCAAUAGAAUUAAAACAAUGUUUUUCCCAUAAUGAAGAAAAUAAUCCAUAACCAAUAUUAAUGGAGAUGAGAGAGAAGAUGAACUAUCCUGAAUGAAUAUAGAGAAGACCAUCAGACAACUUCACCAUUUUCACUUGCUUCUGAUUUUUUGUUUUUUCCAUCUCAGUUUUCAUUGACCAUCAUAAGUUUUUUCAUCACAGCAUGAUCCAAAAGGCAUAUUCUGAGAAUUUGUCACUUAUAAACUGUGCUUAAUCUGUCUUCUCUGUAUUACAGUACUGGACACAAAAAGUACAUAAAAUAUGGCAUUUUCAAAUAAAUAUUUCCAAGAUGUUUUAUACCACCACACCACUGGCCAUCAGUAUAUUGUUAAAGAAUUAUAUUUAAAAUGUAUUUAUGUGUAUUUACACAUGCACAUAUUUAUCAAUCAUACAACCCUGUUUUAAACAUUAUAUGGAUUCGCCUCUUUGCUUGGGAAAAUAAAGAAUUUAUAAAUACUACAUUAAAGAGAAAAUUUAGUAAUCUAUUAACAUAGUGUAUUGGCUGAAAAAUGAUCUUUCUGUACUAAAGUAUAAUCUUUAGUUUUCAGUUGGGGGAGUGCUUGCACAUAAAACUGAAAUAGUAUAUGCUAUGUUUAAGUACCAAAAAACAAUUCCAAAAGAUAUGGGAAAAGUAUUUAGGAAUAAAAGAACUAUAGUAGUUAUGAGUCAUGGGUAAAGAUUCAGUAUUUCCACAGAAUUUUAUGCUGAAUAGCACAAUUCUGAAGCUGUUUGGAAACAUCCCUCAUGUGCUCCCUUAGUUUCCUUUGGUUCUAUUGAGAAUUUGAACUCCUUUUUCCCUAAAGAGGAAAUUCUCUAUGGUGUUCUCCUAAAGCUUUACAUACUGCUGGAAGAAUGGCCUGAAAGCUACCAGCUCACUCCUAACAUUUUCAAAUAUGUGUUUUCAUUGUAGUAUAAAAGCUCAGACUUGGUAUAUAAGAUUUUCUCAAGAAAGAGAAUCCAAACCUGUUGAAUGGAAAUGGUAUCACUAAAGAGAAAGCUAUAGUUUGAUCUCUCAUGGUUUUCUUUCCAAGCUAGGCUGUCCUUUGGUUCCAACCAAACAGAAAAAUAUCUAUCUUUAAUAGCGUAUGAGUAUCUCUCCAGGAU
This is a messenger RNA of Panthera uncia (snow leopard), 3868 nucleotides long. It is a transcript of the gene TENT5D, whose product is annotated as terminal nucleotidyltransferase 5D. Bases 413 to 1585 code for a protein of 390 amino acids. The transcript is spliced from 5 exons. Gene Ontology annotation, biological process: mRNA stabilization. The record is from RefSeq and is a predicted model, not a curated record. Gene Ontology annotation, molecular function: poly(A) RNA polymerase activity; RNA binding. Lineage: Eukaryota; Metazoa; Chordata; Mammalia; Carnivora; Felidae.